Phyllostomus discolor (pale spear-nosed bat) is the source of this 1742-nucleotide messenger RNA. RefSeq names its product SLC2A4 regulator (gene SLC2A4RG). Gene Ontology annotation, cellular component: nucleus. Gene Ontology annotation, biological process: regulation of transcription by RNA polymerase II. Lineage: Eukaryota; Metazoa; Chordata; Mammalia; Chiroptera; Phyllostomidae. The record is from RefSeq and is a predicted model, not a curated record. The transcript has 7 exons. Bases 66 to 1331 code for a protein of 421 amino acids. Gene Ontology annotation, molecular function: DNA-binding transcription factor activity; RNA polymerase II cis-regulatory region sequence-specific DNA binding.
GGCCUGCGCGGGAGCGACGGGCCUGGGGCGGGGCCUCGGUGGGCGUGGCCACGAAGCACAGGCCAAUGGGAACGCGGCCAGCCCCAGCCACGCUCCACCUCGGAAUGUUGAUACGGCGCGCGGGCCAAUGGGCGCGCUCCGGAGGCGGGGACACAAGGAGGGGGCGGGCCGGCCGUAGCUUCGGGGGCAGAGCGGCGCGGGCGGCUGCCGAUCCAGGGCGGGGGUCGGCGGCCCGGCCAGCCCGGCCCGGCCCGGGGCCGCUUCCCGAGCGUCCGCCCUCGCUGCUGCAGCCUUGGUGCCUGGCCGGCGAGCCAUGGAGGCGGAGCGCCCCCCGGCGCCCGGCCCGGCCUGCGGGCACCCCUCGCCCCGCGCUGCCGGCCCGGAACCCGCGGCCGCGCCCGUGUCGGUGCCCGCGCCGCCGCAGAGCCCCCCAAGGAAAAGCCCGGCUGGAUGAGGUCAUGGCUGCGGCAGCUCUCACAAGCCUGUCCACCAGCCCCCUGUUGCUGGGGCCCCCAGCUGCAGGCUUCCACGCGGAGCCCGGCUCGGAGCCCUGGUCCGAGCCGCCAGUGCAGCCACCAGGCAGUGGCAGCGGCAGCGGUGGGGACUGGGGCUGGGACCUGGCCAGCGAGCAGUCCUCUCCACCCACGCCGUCACCCCCACUGCCCCUGGAGGCAGCCCACUUCCUGUUCGGGGAGCCUGCCCCUCGGAAGAGGAAGGGUGCGGUGCAGGUCCUGUUCCAGUGUCUGUGGAAGCGCUGCGGCGAGGUGCUGGGCACGGCCUCCGGGAUGCAGAGACACAUCCGCCUGGCCCACCUGGGCAGGCGGCAGGCGGAGCCAGAGCAGAGCGACGGCGAGGAGGACUUUUACUACACAGAGCUGGACAUCGGUCUGGAGGUGCUGGCCGGCGGGCUCUCCAGCCUGACCUCCGUGUCCCCCACGGCCUCCCUGCCGCCUGCCUUCCCACGCCUGGAGCUGCCUGAGCCCCCAGCCCUGCCCAGCCUGCUGCGCCCCCUGGCCUUGUCCCCGCCCCAGGUGCUGAGCUCCGAGGCGCACCCCCAGGUGUGCCGCCCUGACCACUCCCACCAGGGCUGCCUGGCACCCGCCAGGCUGCAAGUGCAGCCCAGCCCCGCCGGGGCCCUCGAGCCAGCCCUGCCCUCCACGCGUGGCGCCAGCCUGAGGAAGCCCCGAGGGGAUGCCAAGAAGUGCCGGAAGGCGUACGGCGUGCAGCGCAGGGACCUCUGGUGCACCGCCUGCCGCUGGAAGAAGGCCUGCCAGCGCUUCCUGGGCACCACCCGCUGCCCGGGGCGCCCGGGCUCCCAGAGGAGGAAAUGAGCUGCACCCCACCCCACCCCACCCCUGCCCGGGCCCUCCGAGCCGCAGGGCCUGCUCUUCAAGGGGGCAGGGGCAUCAGGGCCCCCGGAGCCCCAGAGGUGGGGGGGGGGUCUCACCACUCAAAGUGCCUCUGAAGAAACCAGCCUUUUGCACUAAAGCCUGGGGUGGGUGCCGCCCCCCCCACCUGUCCGUGGACUCGUCCAGGGAGCUGAUGGUCCAGCCGCGAGGCCGCGUGGGAGCCGCACCUGGAUGCACUUUGAGGGGUCAGGUGGGGCCUCCCCCGCCGCACCUAACCUGGUGGGCGGUACGGGCCCCGGGGCUGGCGUCGGACCUGGUUUCCGAAGCUCAGGUGUCUUGCGUCUGGGCUGCGCCAGGCGAGGAGAAAAAUUAAAGAUUCGAGCUUUUCCAGAA